This is a messenger RNA of Rotaria sp. Silwood1, 1691 nucleotides long. The record is from the annotation of a GenBank genome assembly. Lineage: Eukaryota; Metazoa; Rotifera; Eurotatoria; Philodinida; Philodinidae.
UUGCUUGACCACUAAUCUUUGAUUUUAAAUCCAAAGAUAAACAAUUUUUCAAACCUUUUAUAAUGAAAAUAUUCAACAGGAGAUCCUCUAGCUAUAUGUGACUUUCGAUCAGAAUUGGAAUUCUCGAAAUGCAGAAAUAGAAAAAUAGCUAAAGCGAUUUUAUAAUUUUUCAUAGGCAAAAAUUGACCUAUUUCAACUAACUUUUUUUCCCUCAAAUCUGGUAAUAAUAUUCAAGAAUCUGAUUGCAUAGUUGGAUAGAGCAUACUCGAAUGCACAUAUUUCCAGAAAAUCAGCUUCUUACGGAAGUUUAAACUAUAACACAAAAAAAACGAACAGUUUGACUCGCACAGGUGUUUCUAUAAUUUUUCACAAGACUAUAUAUAUAUAUAUUAUUUUUUUAGUAUCUUGGUUUUAUGUUUCAAGCAAUACAUAUUUUUUCAACGGAUGAUACAUCACGUUCUCCAUCACUAACACGACGAAAACAAAUUCUUAUUCAUUCACUUUUACAAGUUGGUACUAUCAUUUGUUCAAUUAUUGCUUUUACGGCAAUCUAUUUAAGAAAGCAACAAGGAAACAAACCACAUUUUACUAGCUGGCAUGGUUUUAUUGGAUUUAUUGCUUUUAUUUGGUCAUUAGUACAAGCCUUAGGCGGUCUUUUUCUUACUAUUUUUCAACGAUAUAUUCGUUCAAUAGGAUUACCUUAUGCACAACUUCGCAUUUAUCACGCAACGUCAGGUGUACUUCUGUUUACCGUAUCUUGUUUCGUAUUAGUACUUGGACUAGCUUCAAAUUGGUUUAAAAAUAAAAUGCCAAAUAAUACAAUCAUAUAUUCUAUAAUUUUUUAUUUGCUUACUUCAAAUUCAAAUAGCUAUAUGAUGCAUCAUGAAAUUUAUUCAGAAGAAGAAGUCAAUGCUGUUAAAAUAACACAUAAAAAAAUUGAAUCAUGGCACGAUCGACUUGCUUAUGCAGCUGUACAUACAUUACGUUUCUUUUUUGAUACAUUUACUGGUUAUGUUCAUGAAUCUCCACGAUCAAAAACGAAUACUGAAAAACAAAAUCAUCGACCAAAAAAUCCUAUGACCGAAAAACAAUGGUUGAGGCGUAUUAUAUUUUUAGAAUCGAUUGCUGGUGUACCAGGUAUGGUUGCUGGCAUGAAUCGUCAUAUGAAAUCUCUUCGUACAAUGCAGCGUGACUAUGGAUGGAUUCAUACACUUUUAUCUGAAGCAGAAAAUGAACGUAUGCAUCUAUUAACAUUUUUAGAAUUACGAAAUCCUGGUUGGAUUUUUCGUACAUUUGUUCUAUUGGGUCAAGGUAUUUUUUUUAAUGGAUUUUUUUUGACUUAUCUUCUUUCACCAAAAAUUUGUCAUCGUUUUGUUGGCUUUCUUGAAGAAGAAGCUGUAAUUACAUAUACUCGUUGCAUUGAAGAACUUGAUGCUGGUAGAUUACCUAUAUGGUCCAAAACACCAGCACCACAAAUUGCUAAAAAAUAUUGGAAAUUAUCAGAUGAUGCUAUGAUGAGAGAUGUUUUAUUAGCUGUACGUGCUGAUGAAGCUACUCAUCGACAGGUCAAUCAUAAAUUAGCUGAUGUUGGAUCUGAUGCACCGAAUCCAUUUUUAUCUCGAACAAAAGGAGAACGAGAACCAUUUAAUAAAGAAGAACAAAAAGAAAUUGAUACAGCUGGUAAAAAAUAG